AUGUCCAAACAGAAGGAAGCUGCUCCGUUGCAGCCUAUUCUGCUGCCUCGAGUCGGCGAUUUCUACUCGCAUCGUGCCCACGCCAUACCGGCGACGCAUGGUACGUGUCGAGGCCGGUUUCCAACCGAUCCGGUCGACCGUGACGGCUACUCGCAGAUGCCCGGCGUUCGUGCCGGCUCUCCGAAGAAGCCACCUGGCUGGCCUGACGACCCGAAGCUCGAGACCGCCGUGGCUCCGCUGCUCAACCGGCCUCCGCCCGCACCAUCACCACCGGCACCGCCGACACCUGAAUUGACUGCGGCCGCUGCUGCGGCUGCCGUGGCAACCGCAUGGUCUGUGAGGCUGGACAGUUGGAACCAGGCCUCGAGACGUCGGUAUGGCGGCCGGAAGACGGCAAGCCAAAUCUCGCGCCGCUCCGCUUUGGCUCCAGCGCCCAGCGUUAGACCGCCGAUAAAGUCAUUCGUGGGGCCCCGAUCAAAGUCCCAAACUGUCACUUCGAGUGUUCGAGAGGCGGCGUCUGAAGCGGCCAGAUCGUAG
Molecule: messenger RNA, 537 nt
Organism: Protopolystoma xenopodis
Lineage: Eukaryota; Metazoa; Platyhelminthes; Monogenea; Polystomatidea; Polystomatidae
Source: the annotation of a GenBank genome assembly